AUGGUCGAUAAGGGUUUGCUGAACCAACGUUAUUACCAUGGUCUACUUCCAAGAGAAGACAUUAAAGAAAUGUUGCAUAAACCCGGAGAGUAUCUCAUUCGUACUUCGGAACCUAACAAAGGAGAGAAGAGACAUUUCAUUUUGUCUGCUGUUGGAAAUGGACAAACAGAGCCCAAUCAUUUUGUGAUUCGUGAAUCGGAAGACCAUAAAGUAUUUGUGGAUCAACGUGGAUUUGAGUCAAUUAUUGAUUUAGUCACCCAUUACGUCUCAACAAAAGAGCCACUUUAUGCGCAGAAAAGAGAAAUCAAAGUAGUUAUCAAGCAUGCUGUCAAUCGUCAGAAAUGGGAAUUGAUGCAUGAAGACGUGGUUUUGACAAAGAAACUUGGAGAGGGAGCAUUCGGAGAAGUGUGGAAAGGAAAGCUUUUGAAAGUGUUGGAUAGUAGUGGACAACCGGUUCCAAUUGCUGUGAAGACUGCAAAACUGGAAUCAAUGAACAAAGAACAAAUCAAGGAGAUUAUGAGAGAGGCAAGGCUGAUGAGAAAUUUAGAUCACAUCAAUGUUGUCAAGUUCUAUGGAGUUGCUGCUGGUGCUGAGCCACUCUAUGUCAUCAUGGAAUUGGCUGAUGGUGGAGCUCUCGACUCGGCUCUCUCGAAACAAAAAUUCCCAAUGGUUAAGAAGUACGAAUUGAUUCUACAGGCAGCUUGUGGACUUGCAUAUAUUCACGAUAUGAACUUGCUGCAUCGUGACGUUGCUGCACGUAAUUGUCUAUACGGAGGUGGACAGGUUAAAAUCGCGGAUUUCGGUUUGAGUCGUGAAGGACCAAAAUAUGUGAUGGAUUUGAAGAAGAAAGUUCCAAUUCGUUGGUUGCCGCCAGAGACGAUUUCAGGUGGAAUUUAUACCAAUAAAACCGACGUUUUUGCUUUUGGAAUCAUGGCAUGGGAGAUCAUUGAAGACGGAAAAGAACCUUAUCCAGGAAUGAGAGUCGUUGAAGUGGCCACAAAAGUUCUGAAAGAGGGAUAUCGCAUGACUUUUAAUGCAGAAGUUAAUGUGGAAUUUGCUGACUUCAUUGUGACAAAAUGCUGGCCAGCCGACCCAGUAGAACGUGUCACAAUGAAAGAAGUUGUGAAGUGGAUGAAAGUAUUUGUGAAGGGCCAAGGCGGAGAUCCUGGAAAGAGUGGAAUGAUGUUGAAAAUUGGUAAGAAGUUGAAACGAGGGUCUAAUUCGAAAGAGAAAAGUCGUAGCUCAUCGAUGAGCAGUGCCAACACAACAAGUGGAUCGAGUGCUCAAGGAGUAAGCACUGCUACUGCUCAUGUCUAG
Molecule: messenger RNA, 1317 nt
Organism: Caenorhabditis remanei
Lineage: Eukaryota; Metazoa; Nematoda; Chromadorea; Rhabditida; Rhabditidae
Exons: 7
Coding region: 1-1317 (438 amino acids)
Biological process (GO): protein phosphorylation
Molecular function (GO): ATP binding; protein tyrosine kinase activity
Source: RefSeq, a predicted model, not a curated record